Messenger RNA from Oreochromis aureus, 1742 nucleotides. RefSeq names its product katanin p60 subunit A-like 1 (gene katnal1). Lineage: Eukaryota; Metazoa; Chordata; Actinopteri; Cichliformes; Cichlidae. Gene Ontology annotation, cellular component: microtubule cytoskeleton. The record is from RefSeq and is a predicted model, not a curated record. Gene Ontology annotation, biological process: microtubule severing. The transcript is spliced from 11 exons. The coding region runs from base 143 to 1594 and encodes 483 amino acids. Gene Ontology annotation, molecular function: microtubule binding; ATP hydrolysis activity; ATP binding.
AAUCCGUGAAAGCAGCACGGCAAAGAGCCGUUUGUAUUCCUCGCGCGGCGUCUCUCCGCGGCCAUGGUAACACUGUCCUCAAUGCUGGACAUCUGAUUAAAAAGCAUACAAGCGAGGGCUUUUCAUACAGCUGUUAUUAAGCAUGAAUCUGUCAGACAUAUGUGAUAACGCCAAGAAGGGCCGAGAGUACGCCUUGCUUGGGAACUAUGACUCCUCCAUUGUGUACUACCAGGGCGUCAUUCAACAGAUCCACAAGCACUGUCAGUCCCUCAGAGACCCUGCACUUACAGUCAGAUGGCAACAGCUUAGUAAGGAACUGACUGAGGAGUGCGAGCAAGUGAAAACUAUCAUGGCAACGCUGGAGAGCUUUAAGUCAGAGAAGCCGACUGACAUCCAAGCCCUGCAGCCGGAGAAGAGAGUAGAUCCAGCUGUGUGGCCCCCUCCCAUCCCUGCAGAGCACAGGAAUCCUGUUCCAGUAAAGCGGCCCAACAGUGGAGUGAAGCAGCAGAGGAAAGAGUCCCCUGGCCUGCAGCAUCGAGGGGCAGGGCCGGGAGGCCAUGCUCAGGCCAGCGCUAAAGCAGACCGGCCGGGAUUCACAAAAUGCAAAGAUGAUAAGGGAAAGAAAGGGGGAGAUGUGCAGGGGGAUGAAGGGCAUAAGAAGUUUGAUGGCACAGGAUAUGACAGUGACCUGGUGGACUCGCUGGAGAGAGAUAUUGUGUCCCGUAACCCUAACGUGCACUGGAAUGACAUUGCUGAUUUGGAAGAUGCUAAGAAGCUGUUGAGAGAAGCAGUGGUGUUGCCGAUGUGGAUGCCUGAUUUCUUUAAGGGCAUUCGCCGCCCAUGGAAGGGUGUAUUAAUGGUCGGCCCUCCAGGUACGGGGAAAACCAUGUUAGCCAAAGCCGUGGCCACAGAAUGUGGGACCACUUUCUUCAAUGUGUCCUCCUCCACGUUGACCUCCAAAUACAGGGGCGAGUCGGAAAAACUUGUCCGUCUGCUGUUUGAAAUGGCCCGAUUUUAUGCGCCAACGACCAUCUUUAUAGACGAGAUCGACUCCAUCUGUGGCAGGAGAGGAACAUCUGAUGAACACGAAGCCAGCCGCAGGGUCAAAUCUGAACUUCUUAUUCAGAUGGAUGGUGUUGGGGGAGCCCUGGAGGGUGACGACCCCUCUAAGUUGGUGAUGGUCCUGGCUGCCACAAACUUCCCCUGGGACAUUGAUGAAGCUUUGCGACGACGGCUGGAAAAGCGGAUAUACAUCCCUCUGCCCUCAGCCGUGGGUCGUGUCGAGCUUCUAAGGAUCAACCUGAGAGAGGUGGAUUUGGCUACAGACGUAAAUCUGGACCUCAUUGCUGAGAAGAUCGAGGGCUACUCUGGAGCAGACAUCACCAACGUCUGCAGGGACGCCUCUAUGAUGGCGAUGCGUCGUCGAAUCCAAGGCCUGAGCCCAGAGGAGAUCCGAGCUCUGUCCAAAGAAGAGCUGCAGAUGCCCGUGACCAUGGAGGACUUCACCCUGACACUUAAGAAGAUCUCAAAGUCUGUUUCUGCUGCAGACCUGGAAAAAUACGAAGCCUGGAUGGCUGAGUUCGGGUCAGUAUAGAGAUCGGAGUGAGCGCUUGUAUUUGAACAAGCCAAAAAAUCAGGGAUCAAAAAACUUCUUGAGGAGCUCAUGUAUUUAUUGCUGACUGAACAAACUUGAACUGAACCUCAAUAGUGUGGUAGGUUUAGAAUAAAGUGUUGCACUGGCA